Messenger RNA from Lactuca saligna, 465 nucleotides. The record is from the annotation of a GenBank genome assembly. Lineage: Eukaryota; Viridiplantae; Streptophyta; Magnoliopsida; Asterales; Asteraceae.
AUGUUAUCGGAGGCGUACAGAUUGUUGCUAAGAUCAUAUUCAUUGAGUGUAGCUAUAACUAGAGAUGGGCUGAGGAAUGAGCUUCAGCAUGAGGAUGUGCAUGAUAUAAUGAUAGAUUCCUCUAUUUCUCAAUCCCAUCAUGUUGACUUGGAAAGAGAGUUGGCACCUUGGGUCCCUAAUGAUGAUAAUCUAGAAUGCCCUGAAUUGGACAAUACCUUUGAUCGCCAUUGGAACAGGUUCCAAGGUAUGAAUGAAAUAUCUGCUUCUGGUCGUGCCCAUAUUGGUAUAAAAAGAAUGGGUGAGCUUGAUGGACAGAUAGGGGACCUUGACUUGACUGUAUUGUGGGAAAUGGCAGAAGAUUCACCUAGAAUGGGUGUAUUACAACAAGAUGGAAUGAAUUUGAGCAUGAACAUUGCAAAUCAUGAACCUAAAAACUCGAUACAGCAAAUCAUGCAUGUAAAGUAA